AUAUACGCACACAUCCUUCCCGAGAUUCACGUAGGUCUCCAUCCAUCUAUCGAUUUGGAGCCAACAAACCAUAUCAUCGAUCGAUCCCGAGAUUCCUUCCGCCUCUCCGUCCGUCGUCAUCGAGUUCACGCCGAAAGGUACGGGAGUUAGCUGUUGAUCUCAUCUGUAGCAGACUUGAAGAUGAAGCUCUUUGUCGAGACCUUCAUCGGCACCAUGAUCAGCAUCAACGUCGACCCGUCUGACACCAUCAACGUCGUCAAGGCCAAGAUUCAGGAUCAACAGCGCCUUACCUUUGGCGAGGACGAGCUGGAGGACAAACGCACCGUGGCUGAUUAUGGCAUCAAGGAUGAAUCCACUAUUCGCCUCCAUCUGCGUUGCCUGAGAAGGAAGAUCCGAAUUUAUCUCAAAGGGUUGACUGGCAAGACCACCACGCAUCAUUUCGAGAACCUGGACACCAUCGCUUGUGUCAAGGCCAUGAUCCAGGACAGAGACGGCAUUCCUACCGACUACCAGAAGCUCAUCUAUGCCGGGAAACACCUAGAAGAUGGUCGCACCAUGGAUGACUAUGCCAUCCAGGACGACGCCACAUUCCACCUCGUGCUCCGUCUCCGAUCAUGCAGUGGCCAAUGCCCAAGAGUUGGAAUUCCCCAAGACUGAGUACCUAGCUAGUCCAAGUGCGUAACCUAUUUUCCGCCCAUUGUGCUCAAAACCAGUUCCAUAUGGCAUCUGUCAAGUCCUCUAGUUUUUUUUCUUUUCUUUUCUAUGAGAAAGUCCAGUCCAAUCCUGUGGUAUACGACGGCCAUUACGAAGCACAAGAGUAUGCGUUAACUUGUCCAAAGCAUUUACUAUAC
Triticum dicoccoides is the source of this 851-nucleotide messenger RNA. Its product is annotated as polyubiquitin-like. The transcript is spliced from 2 exons. Gene Ontology annotation, molecular function: protein binding. The record is from RefSeq and is a predicted model, not a curated record. Bases 181 to 657 code for a protein of 158 amino acids. NCBI's taxonomy places the organism in Eukaryota, Viridiplantae, Streptophyta, Magnoliopsida, Poales, Poaceae.